AUCCUUAACCCACUGAGCAAGGCCAGGGAUCGAACCCGCAACCUCAUGGGUCUUAACUCCUGGAUCCGCAGUUUUCUAACCUCGGGUAAAGGCCGCACCUGAGGCACGUGGACGGUGCUGGGCUAGCGGGUCUAAUCCGAGCUGCAGCUGCCCGCCUUUGCCACAGCCACAGCCGCAGCAGCGCGGGAUCUGAGCCGCGUCUGCGACCUUCCCCGCAGCUCACGGCAACGCGGGAUCCCUAACCCACCGAGCGAGGCCAGGGAUGGAACCCGCCGCCUCGUGGAGCCUAGCCGGAUUCGUUCACCCCUGAGCCACGACAGGAAGGAACUCCAUAUGGUACCAGUUUCUGCUGUACAGCACAGUGACCAGUCGCGCACCUGCUAUGCACUCCCUGUCUUGUCUUCCCUCACGAUCUAUCCCAAGAGAUUGGAUGUAGUGUCCAGUGCACAGGAGUACGACCUUACUGUUUCCCUGUUCCCCCUACACGCCCUAAAUAUAACCGGUCGUGACCUCGGACGUGUUUGAGACGACUCAGGUGGGCCUCAGCUUUUUCAAGUGUGUUGGGAGAGGACGCUUAACUGUUUGUUACUUUUGCGCUGCGGUUCCAUUGCUCCCAGUGCAGGACCUUCCUAAGCCAGACAGAGCCUGAGACCCGAAACAACCCGCACCUGAAAAAGCCAACAAGAAGUUGCAAGCGCCACAAGGCUCAGACGCAGCUAGGACGAAGAGUGAACGGACAGAGCUCUCCUUAAACCUACACUAGUCUUACCCCGGGAGGGGGUGCACCGUUCCCGGAAGUACUGCAAUACCGGGUCGAUGCGUGGAGUGGACGGAGCAAGCUCCUAUUCCAACUCCCAGCUCCAAAAAUCCAUUUAAUAUAUUGUCCUCGGAUAGAGGACGUAUCAGAUAUUAAACUGAUAAGAACAGAUACUACACUUGAUCUUAGCCAAAAGGCCGAGAAGCGAUGCCCGCGCCCGCCCCCAGCGCCCGCACCGCCGGGCCCGCAGCCACACUCAACUCACGGUGACCCCCACCACCGCGCGCUCCCGCUCGCCCCUCCUUCGCCUCCCUCGCACCACUGCGCCGGUCGCUACGCCGGCCUCUCCCGCGGAUGUUUUCCUCCCUACGUCGGCAAAGAGGGAUCCGCCACCGCUCGCGGCCUCGCCGGCCUCGGGCUGGGGCGACCUUUGCAGUUUGCAUGUCCCGCCCGGUCCCAACCGAGCAGGCGUGGCCAAGGCGGGCUCGCUGGGCCCUCGGGACCGCCUCCCGGCGCCCGGCGCGCAAGCCGGGCCGCAGAGGAUGCCCUUCGUCUUUGGUAGCCCAACCCGAGAGGACCGACGCGGUGGGCGGCCGGAGGGGCCGCGGCAAGGAGCUGCUGGCGGAGAUUUUCCUGAAGCCAAAGUGUUCCAAUGGCCUCCGACUGCGGAGGGACGAGCUUCGUGCCGUCGUCGCCGGAGGGCCCGGUUCCGAGUCCCGGGCUUGGCAGGUCUGGAGCGGGGCUUCCCGCGGCGCCGGCGCCGUCAGCUCCCAGCCAGGCGGCGGGCGUGCGGGUGGGGAGGGCCCGGCCGGGCCGACGCCGGGAGCCUCCCCAGCUCCAGCGCCUGCGUCUGCCGGCCGCCUCCACGGACCGGGCCGUCGGAGAGCGCCCUCUGCCCGAGACGACGAUCCCUACAGCCCCUCCGCCCCCGGCCGCCUGUGGCCAGAGCUCCUCGCCGCAGGCCUCCCGCUGGGCUCUUGCGCACCCCGCCCCGCGUCUGACUGCCGCCCUCCUCCUCCGUGUUCCCUCCCAGCCGGUGCUUCUUUUCCAGUACACCCUUCCCCACCCGCCGCCGAAACCGGAGGGGACCCUCAUCAGCCCUUGUCGCCCCGUCAUCCCAGCGCUAGCCCGGGGGGCCGGCCUGGAAGGAGGAAUACUUAAAGUGACGUGUCAGUGGAGUUCCUGUGGCUCCGUGGAGGAAGGAUCCUUUGUCGUGUUUGAGGCAGCGUGGUUUGGAUCCCUGACUUGCACAGUGGGGUUCAAGUUCCAGUGGUACCACAGAUUUGGCUGGGAUUUGCUCCCUUGCCUGGGAACCUCCACAUGCCGUGGGUGAGGGUGAAAGGAAGAAGAAAGUACACGCGUGCGUCACCUGUUUCUAGUGGAAAGCACUCUGCCAGACUGAAGUUCAGAGGGGCCAAGCAGCUUGCCUAGGAUCAUACAGCCAAUGUGAAGCCAAGUCAGGGCCUGCAUUCAAGCAUCCAGCUGACCAUGUGGAACCUCAGUCUUUUUAAACUGGGGUUGAUUUUUUUUUUUAAUAGUCAUAAUGGGA
This is a messenger RNA of Phacochoerus africanus (Common warthog), 2306 nucleotides long. RefSeq names its product predicted GPI-anchored protein 58. NCBI's taxonomy places the organism in Eukaryota, Metazoa, Chordata, Mammalia, Artiodactyla, Suidae. The coding region runs from base 1410 to 2090 and encodes 226 amino acids. The transcript is spliced from 3 exons. The record is from RefSeq and is a predicted model, not a curated record.